This is a messenger RNA of Quercus lobata, 1320 nucleotides long. RefSeq names its product AP-1 complex subunit sigma-2-like. The record is from RefSeq and is a predicted model, not a curated record. NCBI's taxonomy places the organism in Eukaryota, Viridiplantae, Streptophyta, Magnoliopsida, Fagales, Fagaceae. The transcript is spliced from 7 exons. Gene Ontology annotation, biological process: intracellular protein transport; vesicle-mediated transport. Gene Ontology annotation, molecular function: clathrin-cargo adaptor activity. Bases 360 to 842 code for a protein of 160 amino acids. Gene Ontology annotation, cellular component: AP-1 adaptor complex; membrane coat.
GCAAUUGCAAGAGAAGAGAACUCUCCCAAAAACGGAAAACAGAUUACAGAUACAGAGCCCAAAAAAAGGGGAUCGUUCUGUUAACACCCGCUUGCCUAGUACGAACUACGAAGAAAUAGAGUGUUGAAAUUAAAAUAAAAUAAAAUAAAAUAAAGAGGCAUAUGAAAUGAAAUCGUGAAUGAUUGAUCCGCCGUGGCUUAAGGAGCUGCCCAAAUCUUAAUGGAUGAGCUCUCACUCUUUUUUCACUCUUUCUAUUUACUCAUAAUACCAUUUAUUUUAGCAUUUUCAGGCCAAGCUGCAGAAACAAAUCUAAUCUGAUCAAAAAGAAAAAGCCUCGUUUCGCCAUCACCGCAAUCACAAUGAUUCACUUUGUCAUUCUCAAUAAUAGGCAAGGAAAGGUUAGGCUGACGAAAUGGUAUUCAACUUAUUCUCAAAAGGAAAGAUCCAAGGUAAUUCGAGAACUCACUGGCAUUAUACUAAGUCGGGGCCCCAAGCUUUGUAACUUUGUGGAGUGGAGGGGACUUAAAGUUGUCUAUAAACGUUACGCCGGCCUCUAUUUCAGUAUGUGCAUUGACCAGGAUGACAAUGAAUUGGAGACCCUUGAUAUAAUUCACCAUUAUGUUGAGAUGCUGGACCGCUAUUUUCUCAAUGUCUGUGAGCUGGACUUGAUUUAUAAUUUUCACAAGGCUUAUUAUAUACUGGAUGAGCUCUUGCUUGCUGGGGAGCUUCAAGAGUCAAGCAGGAGAACAAUUGCAAGGCUGGUAGCUGCACAGGAUUCAUUAGUAGAGACUGCUCGAGAGCAGGCCAGUUUACUAGGGGAUUUGGUCAAGCAGGCCAUGUGAUCAGGCAGGCCACCAAAUCGACAAAUGGUUUUAUAUCUACACUUGUGGAAAAUAAUCAAAACAUACAAUCUCGAGCAACCUCUUAUGGUAACUCUUACUCUUUUCAGUGACUGAUGAACACAAGUUUCCUAAAUGAUAGUGGCACUGUGUAUGUGAUUUCUGCAUUCGAAUGUUACUUGGUGCAUGCUCCCCUCCUCCUUCCCCCGCCAAAAUCAAACGGCGUGAGGGAAAGUGUGCCGGCAUUUAGCACAACAGAGUACUGUACUUUUUUCCUUUUUAUCUAUUGAAUAAUCUAGAUGCUUCUACUUCAUGCUGCGAUCUGCAGCUAACAAUGGGUCACCAUGAAAAGGGGAUGACUAGUGUUCUAUGUAUCCUCAGCCAUUUAAGCAUUGUCUCAUGGAAUAAUGCUACUGACAAUAAUUUUCACAACAUUUAGUUAAUAAAUUUUUACUGGUUCUUAUUUGAGCCCACUUUGAUA